AUGAAACUAGGAAACGUCUUGGAUUGCUUCCCAUCUCCUUUUUACAACUUGGCUGUCUCCUACUACCAGCAGCAGAACUGGGAGCCGAUCAUUAGUCUCCUUUCGAGAAUGAAGUGUCUUCGGCUACUCAGCUACGCCAUGCGGAAUAUGUUUCACCGGUUCAAACAGCCUUUUGACCUCAACAUCCUGCGUUCCCCCGCACUACAUACCAUCAACGCAGUCUAUACACUGUACAGGGAUGCUGAGCAGGGCUGGACUUACAACGACGAAGCCUUCCGCUUUGUCUGUAUGGCUCCGAAUCUUAAACAUUUUCCGAUCCUCCAUGAUAUGUACGGCCGAGAUGAGAACCCCAUCACCAAGGUUAAGAGAAAGUGGCAGGAUUAUGACCCUCACAACCCGCAUGAGCGCAUCCUUCUCAAUAUCUCGACCAUGGCCAACCUCUCUAACCUCAGAUCUCUUGACAUGGGAGUCCAUUCCGAGCCGGCCAUGUUGAUCAAAGCCGCCUCGAUUAUGAUCCAUUUGGAACGUCUUUACAUCAGUAUGAUUCCCAGGAAAAAGCAAAUGAAGAUGCUCUGGGACGUGGAUAUUGAGGAUGUCACAUGGGAUAUUGAAGACAUGAUAUCUGCUGUGCGGGCAUUCAGGCCCCUGCGGUUUCUGUGUCUGCGGGGAUUGCGGAGCUUCGCCUCUUUAAGUCGCAUUCCCUCUGAUAGGCAGCGACAAACACCACAGGAAGGGCUUAAAUAUCCCAUCUCCAACAGCGAACACGUUUGGUUACUAGCAAACUUGUGCCCUCGGCUCGAGGAACUCCGUAUGCCACUACAGCGUUCACAGAGUAAUGCCCAGGAGUGUGAAAUUUACAAAGCCCUUGGGCAACUUUCGCGCCUCCAUACCGUUUUUCUUGAUCUUGACUGCGAUCCUAGACAUACAUCACUGAGGGAUGAACUGCCUAGUUCCGCGUGCGUCCGGGAAAUUCUCAUCAACUCCGCCAUCGACGAACGUCUCGUGACAGAGAUCUUCAAUUUUGCCUUCUUUAACCAGCGGACAUGUAGGAUCAAAAACAUGCGCGUGAAACUCGCCAUAGGAGACUUCUUCGUACGGGAACUAGAACAUGUAGUUCGGCAACUCGGUCGAUCAUUUCUCGUCACACGGAAGGACUUCUACAUCAAUAAGGAUGUGCUAGUGGAUGUUACGGAGGUUGGACGAGUCGCAUGGCAGUUAUGGCGCGAGGACGGUAUUGGGUAUAUCGGGUCCAUCCAUAUACCUAAAGAAAAAAAAAAGGUUAUUUUGGAGUACUGGCCACUGCAGUCAUAUAGCAAUCGGAGUAAGAAAUGGAAGGAGUUUCCGUUGCUGGUCAGAAGCUUCCCCCUAGAGAGUGUGUAA
Messenger RNA from Aspergillus eucalypticola CBS 122712, 1380 nucleotides. RefSeq lists its product as uncharacterized. The transcript is spliced from 5 exons. The record is from RefSeq and is a predicted model, not a curated record. Bases 1 to 1380 code for a protein of 459 amino acids. Lineage: Eukaryota; Fungi; Ascomycota; Eurotiomycetes; Eurotiales; Aspergillaceae.